AGGGUUUUGCGCAUCCGGGCUCCCAGACAAGGUGCCCGGAGGCGGGGAAGUGGGCGAAAGGAGCGAGGGCGGGCGCGGCAAACAGAAACAUAACGGAGCCAGACUGGGCUGCGGAGGAGGCAGGAGUCCCGGGCCCUGUCCUGACAGCGUGUAGAGGCAGAUUUGCCUUUGGAAACUUACCUGAACAGCUUUGAUGCCUGAUGAUUCUUCCAAAAAGAAGAAAUGACUUAAUCAGCCCUACUUUGCUCUUCCAAUUUGGACAUGCAGCCCUUGUCAUAGAGAUGAAAACAUACACCAGAUGGAAAGGCAUACCUGAAAGGAACCAUAUAAAAUAGGAUUGUGCACCUGGUGGUUACAGAAUGGGGGUGCUUUGUUCUGUUAUCAGGUUUGAAAACCUCCAUGAACUGCGAAGACUGUGCCACUGGGGGCCUAUCAUAGCUCUCAGUGUAAUCGCAAUAUGCUCUGCCAUGGCUAUGAUUGAUGCCGUUCUGUGGUACUGGCCGCUGGACACGACAGGAGGAAGCAUCAAUUUCAUCAUGCUCAUCAACUGGACUGUUAUGAUCCUUUACAAUUACUUCAAUGCCAUGUUUGUGGGCCCUGGCUAUGUUCCCGUUGGAUGGAAACCAGAAAACUCUCAGGACUGCAUGUAUCUUCAAUACUGUAAAAUAUGCCAGUCUUACAAGGCUCCGCGGUCACAUCACUGCCGAAAAUGUAACAGGUGUGUGAUGAAGAUGGACCAUCACUGUCCUUGGAUCAAUAACUGCUGCGGGUUUCAAAACCAUGCCUCCUUCACUCUGUUUCUUCUUCUGGCUCCACUUGGAUGUAUCCAUGCUGCUUUCAUUUUUAUCAUGACCAUGUACACUCAGCUUUAUAACAGGGUAUCCUUUGGCUGGAGUUCUGUUAGGAUUGAUAUGAGUGCGGCCCGAAGAGACCCUCGCCCAAUCAUUCCUUUUGGAUUAUCUGCAUUCGCUGCUUCUUUAUUUGCUUUGGGAUUGGCACUGGGGACGACAAUAGCAGUAGGCAUGUUGUUCUUUAUCCAGGUGAGUCUAUUUUGUUACAAAACAAGAAAUUUUGAAAAUUGGGAAUAA
Anolis sagrei ordinatus is the source of this 1088-nucleotide messenger RNA. The record is from RefSeq and is a predicted model, not a curated record. Lineage: Eukaryota; Metazoa; Chordata; Lepidosauria; Squamata; Anolidae.